AACCCUCCAUGCAAUUCGUGAAAUAAAUUUACAGUACCUUGUCGGCAAAAAAAUCAACAAAAGCAUUUUUUCACACUAUAAACUUCAAAAUGCCGGACCAUCUUGGCUCAGAUCAGAGGAAAGUUAAAGAAGAACAGAAGGAAGACAAGCCAAUUCAAGCUCUCGAUGAAGGAGAUAUUGCCAUGUUAAAAACUUAUGGUGCUGGACAGUACAGUCGUUUAAUCAAACAAGUUGAGGAAGACAUUGUAGAAGGUCUCAAGAAAGUCAAUGAACUUGCAGGUAUCAAGGAGUCGGACACAGGGCUUGGACCUCCUGCCUUGUGGGAUCUGGCCGCUGACAAACAGACUCUCCAGAGUGAGCAGCCGUUACAAGUUGCCCGAUGCACAAAGAUAAUUAACGCCGACUCAGACGAUCCCAAAUACAUCAUCAAUGUGAAGCAGUUUGCAAAGUUUGUGGUUGACCUUGGGGACCAGGUGGCGCCCACAGAUAUAGAGGAGGGCAUGAGGGUCGGGGUGGACCGGAACAAAUACCAGAUCCACAUUCCCCUACCUCCCAAGAUUGACCCCUCAGUCACCAUGAUGCAGGUUGAAGAGAAGCCAGAUGUAACAUACAGUGAUGUGGGAGGCUGUAAGGAACAGAUAGAAAAACUCAGAGAAGUCGUGGAAACACCCCUGCUUCACCCAGAGAAGUUUGUCAACCUUGGCAUUGAGCCACCGAAGGGCGUGUUGUUGUUCGGACCUCCUGGCACGGGGAAAACGCUGUGUGCACGUGCGGUAGCCAACAGGACAGAUGCCUGCUUUAUACGAGUUAUCGGUUCAGAGCUUGUGCAGAAAUAUGUGGGAGAGGGAGCACGUAUGGUGAGAGAGCUGUUUGAAAUGGCAAGAAAUAAGAAAGCCUGCAUUAUCUUCUUUGAUGAGAUUGACGCUGUCGGAGGUGCACGUUUUGACGAUGGAGCUGGUGGAGAUAACGAAGUACAGAGGACCAUGUUAGAGUUGAUCAAUCAGCUAGACGGUUUUGAUCCCCGUGGUAACAUUAAGGUUCUCAUGGCAACCAACCGUCCCGACACACUCGACCCCGCACUCAUGAGGCCUGGGCGACUGGACAGGAAGAUCGAGUUUGGGCUUCCUGAUCUUGAGGGCUGUGCUCACAUAUUCCGCAUCCAUGCACGAUCGAUGAGUGUAGAGAAAGACAUCCGAUAUGAACUCCUCGCCAGACUGUGUCCCAACACCACAGGUGCUGAGAUUCGCAGUGUAUGUACAGAGGCCGGCAUGUUUGCUAUACGUGCACGCAGAAAGAUGGCGACUGAGAAAGAUUUCCUGGAGGCAGUCAACAAAGUGAUCAAGGCUUACGCCAAGUUUAGCUCCACUCCACGAUACAUGACAUACAACUAGUGGAUAUAUAACGUUGAAUUUCAUAUUUUUGUGUCGUUUCAUAACAUGGAUUCCAUGAGUUAUUCAUUUACUUUUGUUGGUGCAACAUAUAUGGAUUUAUGAAUUAUUAUGUUUUACUUUAUUGUCCAAGAAGCGCUUGUCAUGAAAUAAUGAUAAAUUUAAUAUAAAAAUUAAAAUGUGAAAUGUGCAAAAUGAAUAUUCAUGAGUCAUUGCUUUCUUCGAUAACAAAACAAAUGCUUUACUAGAAUUUAUGACAUGAAUGUACAAGAGAGGCCAUACCAAACUGAUUAUUUGUUAUGUACAGUCAUCGAAAUUAGAUUUUCAAUGAACAAGCCCGAAUUCAUAUACUAUGGUUUGGCAGCUAAUAUUUAAAACAAGACCUGCCAUAUAAAAUUCAGAAUUUUAGCAAGCCUGGAAGACAUUAUACCAGAGCAGGGCUUGCAUGAGGUUAAUUUGGACCGCUGUAAGAAUUGGGUUUUAAUUUCAAAACCAGCAGGAAAAAAAUAAAUAAAAAGGCAUUGAAAAGAACAAGUAUUAUUCUGCUUACACCAUUUUGCCUUGUGUUCACCCUCACACAACUAAUGAAAGCAUUAUAUACUACAUUUCCAUGUCCAUACAUCAAGUAAAUUGAAUCUCUCCCUGUUUAUGAUAUAGUUCCUGACUAUGUUAUUUUAAUUAUUAAGCUCAAGAAAAUCCAUAUGACUGCUUCAUUUAGAUCCUAGUUAUAACAUACAUAUAGUACUUAACUUUCACCAUGUUAAUGCAUGAGUAGGGAUCUGUUAUUGUCUGUGUCCCUGGUCUGUCCCAUAUGUUAUCAUCUAAAAUAACUUCAUCUUGUCCUAUUACCUGAAGACAUUUGGCUUGAUUACAUUAAAAAAUAUAAAACAUAAUUGUUAAAGAUUAAUGCAAUGUAAUUGUUUCAAAUUGAUCAAGUUGAAAAUGUUCUCUUAUAUAAAAUAAGGCAAAGCCAAACAUUUAAACUAAAUUUUUGAUUGCGUCAACAUUUUAAUGCUAAUAUUCCAUGAUGAAAAAAUGGAUGUGAUUGUGUUCACUGUUAUGCUAUAGUUCAUUAAGAACACUGGUUCCAUUUAAAUGGACGUGAAUGUAAUAAGUUUGAAUAAUUCAGAAUGAGUAUCUCAUUACAGAAUAACUAUGUCCUUAAAACCUCACUUAUUUAUGUGCUGUUGUCAAAUACCGUAUGAUGCAUCUGAUGUUUAACUUUCAAUGAAAAUAAAUAUUUGAAUACAAUAUAACCCGAGUGUU
Mya arenaria is the source of this 2654-nucleotide messenger RNA. Its product is annotated as 26S proteasome regulatory subunit 7. The record is from RefSeq and is a predicted model, not a curated record. Bases 90 to 1391 code for a protein of 433 amino acids. Lineage: Eukaryota; Metazoa; Mollusca; Bivalvia; Myida; Myidae. Gene Ontology annotation, biological process: proteasome-mediated ubiquitin-dependent protein catabolic process. Gene Ontology annotation, molecular function: ATP binding; proteasome-activating activity; ATP hydrolysis activity. Gene Ontology annotation, cellular component: proteasome regulatory particle, base subcomplex. The transcript has 12 exons.